AAGCUUAUGACAGGGUGGCAACGCUUGGGCCAAAACAGUGAAGCAAUUUUUUCGCAUUAUUCAUUUUUAGUUAAACCACUUGCAAAAUGUUGCUGCGAUUGGGCAAAGUGAAAACCUAUUAAAUAGGCUUGAGACAGAGGCAAACGCACACACAUCGUUGGCUUGCCUAAAAAACGCCCAAAUUAAUUGAGACAGUGCAACAGCAACAAAAGAAGAAAAAGCUCAAUACUCUCGCCCUGGCACUACUGGCAAGAAGAAGAAGAAGCAGCAGCAGCAAAGGCGGCGCGUAGUAAAAAGUAAAAUAAAAAUUAAAUACUUAUAGGGGAUUCAAAGCGCAUAGUUCAGCUAUGGAGAGUCCCUGUGAGUCGGAGAGUUCCUUGGAUGGCGGCACCAUGCUGCCACCAAGUCCCGUAUCUCGGGAGCAGCUACAGAAGCGCAUCGAGUCGCUCACCCAGCAGAACAAAGUUCUCAAGGCCGAGCUGGAUACGUCCAAGACAAAAUGCAAGGUGGUGCAGGAGGAGAAUCGCUUUCUGAAACAAGCCUCAGUCAUAAUACAAGCCAAGGCGGAGCAGGAGGAGGAAUACAUUUCCAACACAUUGUUAAAGAAGAUACAGGCACUUAAGAAGGAGAAGGAAACGCUGGCACAUCACUAUGAGCGCGAGGAGGAAUGCCUCACCAAUGACUUGUCCCGCAAGCUGGAUCAGCUGCGUCAGGAAAAGUGCAAGCUAGAGCAGACACUUGAGCAGGAGCAGGAGUGUCUUGUCAACAAGUUGAUGCGUAAAAUCGAGAAGCUACAGGCGGAGACAGACAACAAGCAGACAAAUCUGGAGCAGCUGCGUCGCGAAAUGGUUGAGCUGGAGAACACCCUGGAGCAGGAGCAGGAGGCGUUGGUCAACAAGCUGUGGAAACGCAUGGACAAGCUGGAGACGGAGAAGCGUUCGCUGCAAAUCAAACUGGAUCAACCCGUCUCAGAUCCGACAACGCCACGUGAUAUCACCAAUAAUGCCAAUGGCGACACUGCCACCAAUCUGAGUGCGCACAUCCAAACACUACGCUCCGAGGUGUUGCGUCUGCGCGCCAAUCUUGCUACCGCCCAAAAGGAGGAGAAGUCCAUAAGGGAGGAGAAUGCUCGAUUGCAGCGUAAACUCAAACAGGAGGUGGAACGACGUGAGGCGUUGUGUCGCCAUCUCUCUGAAUCGGAAUCAUCGCUGGAAAUGGACGAGGAGCGUUUCUACAAUGACAAUCUGAUGGCUUGCAAUGUCAAUGUGAAUGUGAAUGCUCAGCGACAGCGCACGAUCAGCAGUCCCGUCUCGCACAGUCCGUCGAGCAGUCGCCCCCUCAGUCCCGGCACAGCGGGACAAAAUCGCUGCUAUGCUUGCGGACAGCUUGUGAAUCGUCGCGCCAGCGAGCGUUUUAUAAAGCCAGCACUGCCGACGCCCAUGCUGGGUCUCAAUACUUCCGCACCGAAUGUGCUGACCACAACAAAUCCAUUGCUGGCCACUGGUUCAGCUGCUAUUUAUGGUGUUAAUGCUCCUACAGCGGCGACUGCGACUGCGCCACCAGCUGCUUGUGUGGGCGGCGUGGGCAUGGCAGGAUUUCUAUCGAAUUUGAGCAGCGAACGACUGAGCUUGGCUGGAGGUGGAGCGGGAAUGGGAGCUGGAGCUGGAGCUGGUACUGCAGCUGGUUUGCCACAGACAGCGGGAACAUUUCUGGCUGGCGGCAUAUUAUCACUGAAUAAUCAGCUAACUGGAGCUGGCGGGACAUCGAGCAGCGCUUCGUCCUCGUCAUCCAAUCUGCUGAUGAACCAUCAGAAUACAACGUCCAGCGGCAAUUUGAUGAAUAGCAGCAGCAGCAACUCAUCGCUAUCUUUAUCGGCUUUUACGCCCACUAAUCAACCAAGUGCUGCUGCCACGGCGUUUAUACAGCCGGCCAGUCCAAUGGAUACAUCCACAUGCAAGGAUUAGGAUCUAGCUUCAACAUAUUUCCUCUCUCUCUCUCUCACACACACACACACACCCAACACACGCACACCCAACACACGCCACACACACACACCCAACACACGCACACACACGCAAGCAAACAAAGCAACCAGUUUAACGAAAGUAUAAAACAUUAAAACCCCCAACAAUCCCAAUCCUACUAAAUAUUGUAUAAGCUUCUCUCUAUGCAGGCGGCUCAAAGUCGCAUCAUUUAUUUCUAUAUAUCUAAAAAAAAAACAACAACAAAUCUCUUUAUAGUUAUUGCGACAUAAACAACAACAAAAAAAACAACACUUUCAAUUAAAUUACUAACGGAAUUCCUAGACCGCGUAUGGAAGCAGUUACGAAUAUUUAGCGCUAAUAUUAUGUAAGCAUUGAAAUGAUUUUUUACUUCUGUUUGGUUCCAUUUAAAUGAAGAAAAAACGCAUGUAAAACCAAUUUCCCACGUUUUUCCUCGCAUGUGGGCUUAAAAAUUUUUUGAAGUAAAUAUUAUGUAAGUCAAAUAAAGUUCAACAAUUAAAAAUUCAAA
This is a messenger RNA of Drosophila innubila, 2511 nucleotides long. RefSeq names its product coiled-coil domain-containing protein 6. The record is from RefSeq and is a predicted model, not a curated record. Lineage: Eukaryota; Metazoa; Arthropoda; Insecta; Diptera; Drosophilidae. The transcript is spliced from 5 exons. The coding region runs from base 348 to 1964 and encodes 538 amino acids.